Molecule: messenger RNA, 2001 nt
Organism: Spea bombifrons (plains spadefoot toad)
Lineage: Eukaryota; Metazoa; Chordata; Amphibia; Anura; Pelobatidae
Gene: FPGT
Product: fucose-1-phosphate guanylyltransferase
Exons: 4
Coding region: 127-1941 (604 amino acids)
Molecular function (GO): transferase activity, transferring phosphorus-containing groups
Source: RefSeq, a predicted model, not a curated record
CCGAGUAAAGGCAAUGUCUGAAGUCACUGUCACCUUAAGAGGUUGUCCGGGGCCUUUCCCCAUUCUUACACCGCAGCCAGUCGCUGCGCAGCGUUCGCCCCACAUGACCCGGUGUCCUUCCCGUACAUGGCUGCCCAAGUCCCGCUGAUACCCGUCGGGUUAGAGGCUGCCCGGCGGGAGUCGCAUGAAGCCGGGAUGUGUGAUGUGGAGGAGGCCGCUCUGCAAAGAGAGACCCGCCUCAGGCUGGCUAAAUUCAACUCUAUGAGAGGUAAAGAAGUGAAGCCUGGGGAAUUCUGGGAUGUGGUCGUCAUCACAGCAGCCGACAGACAGCAGGAAUUGGCUUAUCAGCAGCAGAUAGCAGACAAGCUUGCGCAGAAGGAGCUUCCUCUUGGAGUACGUUACCACGUGUUUUCUGACCCACCCGGACCAAAAAUAGGGAACGGAGGAUCCACUCUUUAUGCGCUUCACUGCUUGCAGCAGACGUAUCCGAGGGAAUUGGAAACUUUUACGGUUCUUUUGAUCCAUGCGGGUGGUUAUAGUCAACGAUUACCAAAUGCAAGCGCACUGGGGAAAAUAUUCACAGCCUUGCCUCUUGGAAACCCGAUUUACCAAAUGCUGGAGCUCAAAUUAGCUCUAUAUGUCGAUUUUCCGGGGAAUAUGAACCCGGGGGUGGUGGUUACCUGUGCGGACGACAUUGAGCUGUACAGCGGCGGGGAUUUCCAAGUAAGAUUUGACCGAAACGGGAUUAUUGCUUUAGCUCAUCCAUCGACGCUAAGCAUAGGUACCACUCAUGGAGUGUUUGUCCUAGACCCACCGGGUCACACGUACCAAGACCUGGAAUAUAGAACCUGCGCAUCUUACCUACAUAAGCCUUCCGUUCAAAAGAUGCGGCAAUCGGGAGCCGUAAACACCCGAGGAGAUCGUUCAGGUCCUCAUCUCGCCUCGGAAGUGGUUUAUACGGAUAGUUUGUUUUACAUGGACCACGGGACCGCUAGAUUGUUGACUGGAUUCUUCCAAGAAUUGGGGGACGUUGGGUGUGAGAUUGACGCAUACGGGGACUUUUUGCAGGCCCUCGGCCCCGACGCUACUUUGGAGUACACAGAAAACACCGCUAACGUUUCAAAGGCAGAAUCCAAAUUAAUCGAAGUCCGAAAAAAGAUCUACUUUCUCCUGCGAGGAACACCUUUUACGGUGAUAGCGUUGAAUAAGUCAAAGUUCUACCACGUAGGUACCAUGGAAGAAUAUAUCUAUCACUUAACUGAUGACCCCGUCCUCGGGGCCGAACUUGGGUUUCAGUCCAGCGUUUUUAGCAUCUUUCCAGAUCGAGAUGAAAACGGGAGAGUAUGCGUCAUUCAAAGCGUACUAGAUACAAAGACCCGCGUCUCGCCGUGUUCCGUGAUUGAAUAUUCCAGGCUUGGUCCUGAUGUUUCUGUGGGCAAAUACUGCAUCGUAAGUAACUUGUGUAUAAACAGCAGAUCCAACAUACCUGACAAAACCUUCCUUAGUUCGAUAAGUUUGAUGAUCGACGGGCGACCAAUGUACGCAACCAUCCUCGUUAGUACAGAAGAUGACUUGAAAAAGAACGUGGCUUCCUUGGCCGACCUGAAAUCUCUCCGGAUAUUUGGAAGGAGCUUCUUGGAAUGUUUGGAGGUCUGGGGCCUUGGAAGUUCCGAUCGUUUGUUUUCCGGAGACGAGAAGUCCCUGAGUCUGUGGAACGCCAGGAUCUUCCCCGGGUGCGUCACGUUACAAAAGUCUGUGGAGGUAGCUCUGGAAAUGCUUCGGGGUUUGCACGGCCAACCGUCGGCGAGUGUUGACGGCGUUAAGAGGCUAUCGAUCGAGGAAAUUUUGGCGUACAAAGACGUAAAGGACAUGCUGAAUUACAGAAAAAUGCUUUCCAAGGAAAUCGCGUCUGAGGGACAAAAAGAAAUGCUGGAUGGCUGAUCUGCUCACCCGUUUCAAACAUUUAAAGUAUAAUGGUCUAUUUUUAAAAAGUUUUAUGCU